AUGUUCAAUGUUAAAACAAUAUCCCAACUUAUUCUCAUGUCCACCAUAUUCUCUUUAGUUCUUCUGAUCAGCUUCAAAUUUUUAGAAAUCCAAACCCAAUAUCCACGGUCGAACUUCUGCCUGACAUGCUACAGUUUUGAGGAAGGAUUCGUGAGAGUUCUAGAAGUCCAAUUGAACUUCAAUCUCUUCCUUUUGGCAGACUUCUUGGUUAUGCUCAUGGUCGUUUUACUCUUCGGAUUGGAAAGAUACUAUGAACACGUGAACUUUUUGAUUAUUUGUCAUAUGAUACGAUUCAUGUUGAACGGUGCCAACCUAGCUGUUUCGGACACUUUCGACCGGCUGCUUAAACCAAUGAUGAAAGAGCUAUGCGGAUUUGGCGGGAAAUGCUCCGAUGAGAAAAUUCUACCACACACCACAGUUGGAUUGUUAUAUCUAAUAUACUUUGCUAUUAUGGUUACCAACUUUUCUGUUUGUGUUCUAUUGACCUAUUUUUUCGUUCCUUAUACCCAGUAUCAACCAGCUCCUAUCAUUGUCCACAUGAGCAGCCAUUUCCGGAGGAGUCGCCCAAUUAGAAAGUUCAGUUUCACCAAUUCAUUCCAAACUCCGCCACACUCCUCCAGCAAACGGUCCCCAUCUCCACCAAAAUUGGUAAACAUUGUCUAUCCUCCAGAAAAGCCAUUAAAAUAUCAUCGGCUUGAGUCUAAUGACAAAUUUAUGUUCAGACAUUCGAAGAACAAGGUGAUGCCUCUUACCCUUCCCCAACCCCAACCAAUGAUUAUGGCUUGA
This is a messenger RNA of Caenorhabditis briggsae, 786 nucleotides long. The transcript is spliced from 4 exons. The record is from RefSeq and is a predicted model, not a curated record. Lineage: Eukaryota; Metazoa; Nematoda; Chromadorea; Rhabditida; Rhabditidae. The coding region runs from base 1 to 786 and encodes 261 amino acids.